AUGGCAGCGCUUGACCAGGAAGCCUUUGUGAAGGAGUCACCCUAUGGAGUGGAAGCCACCCUCAACAGUGUGAGCAAAUGGUUAGUAUCGGCGAUUUUCGGCGCUUUCUUCGUGUGGAGGCACCAUAACGCAGACGUGCUGUGGGUAGCUGCAGGUGCUAUAGUUAGUUGUGUCCUCUCGGUGGCACUUAAGCGGAUUCUGAAGCAGGAGAGGCCACUUGCUACUAAGAGAUCUGACCCUGGAAUGCCUUCUUCACACGCUCAAUAUAUAUUCUACCUUCUUACUUUUGGCGUUCUCGCAACUCUUGAAUGGCUAGGAGUAAAUGCUACUUCAGUCAUCCUCAGUGCAUUACUUUUGGCAUGUGCCUCCUAUUUCUCGUGGCUAAGAGUAUCGCAGAAACUGCACACAGGGAGCCAAGUUGUGGUUGGAGCAGCAGUGGGUACAAGUUUCUCAGCCUUGUGGUGUUGGCUAUGGAAUCAAUUUGUGUUUCAGGCUUUCAUUUCCUCUGCGUGGGUUCGGGUGGUGGUUGUUUUGGGCACUCUUGCAUUCUGGGGAAGCGUCAUGUACUCAUGGUGUCUGCUGAAGAUCAAUAGUCCAUGGAUCUAA
Molecule: messenger RNA, 606 nt
Organism: Linum tenue
Lineage: Eukaryota; Viridiplantae; Streptophyta; Magnoliopsida; Malpighiales; Linaceae
Source: the annotation of a GenBank genome assembly